ACUGAAACUUGCCAAUUCAAAACUCAUACGAAAUGGGAAUUUUGGUUACGAAAUUCAUCUUAUCAUACUCACUUUUCAUUGCAAUUUUGAGCUUUUCUUUAGGGUUGGGGUUGCUGCAGGGAGGGAAUGAGACUGAUAGGUUGGCACUGCUAGCCUUCAAAGCUCAGAUAAACCAGGAUCCUCAUCAAGUCAUGAGCUCCUGGAAUGAAUCCACUCACUUCUGCCAAUGGCACGGUGUCACCUGUGGUCGGCGACAUAGUCAGAGGGUCACUACGCUGGACCUGCGAUCCCAAAAUUUGGGGGGUUCCAUAUCUCCACACAUAGGUAAUUUAACCUUCCUUAGAAAGCUAUUUCUCCAAAACAAUAGCUUUGUUCAUGAAAUCCCUCCAGAGAUCGGGCGUUUGCGUAGAUUACAGUUUUUACGUCUUUUGGAUAACUCGCUCAGUGGCUCUAUUCCAGCCAACAUUUCCAAUUGCUUCAACCUCAUAUCUCUCUAUUUGGGUGGCAACAAUCUGGUGGGUAAAAUUCCUCCACAACUUGGCUCCUUAUCGCAACUUUACGCAUUUGCUUUAGACCGAAAUAAUUUAAUAGGAGAGAUCCCUUCUUCCCUGGGAAACCUUACAGCUCUCGAUAGAAUUUCUUUUCUCUAUAAUAACUUGGUAGGAAACAUCCCUACUUCUCUAGGCCAAUUGAAGCAAUUGACAUUUUUCUCAGCUGCUGCAAAUAGGUUUUCUGGUCUCUUUCCUCCUUCCAUCUAUAACAUCUCUGGUCUCCAAAUUUUUGAUGUAACGCAAAACCAACUUCAAGGAAGCAUUCCCUCAAACUUUGACAAAACUCUUCCGAAUCUCUUACACUUUAGCAUCGGCGCCAACCAGUUCACUGGAUCCAUUCCUCUCUCGAUAUCCAAUGCUACAAGUCUAGUGGGUUUCGAAGUUGCAGAUAACAGACUGACCGGAGGGGUGCCAAAUCUUCAAAAGCUUCACAACCUCCAAAAAUUCAGCAUUUUCAUCAACCAACUUGGAAGCAAUGAACCGGGUGACUUGAGGUUUGUGUCAGACUUAACUAAUGCCACAGAACUGAUAUGGUGCAUUUUCAGUGAUAACAAUUUUGGAGGGACGUUGCCCGCUUCAAUAUCCAAUCUAUCAAAACUCGAAAUACUUCAGGUCGGUGGAAACAAACUACAUGGAAGCAUCCCAGCUGGGAUUGGGAAUCUGGUUAACUUGCAAACAUUAAUUUGGGGGAUAAACUCCUUCACAGGUAGCAUCCCCAUUCAAAUUGGGAAGCUUACAAAGCUUGGGGUAUUGUAUGGUCAAGACAAUGAACUAACAGGGAGCAUUCCUUUGUCUUUAGGAAAUUUAACCAAGUUAACUGAACUCACAUUGCAACGAAAUAAACUUCGGGGAGGCAUCCCUUUGAGCUUAGGGGAGUGCCACGGGCUUCUAGAAUUAGAUCUUUCUCAAAAUAACCUUGAUGGUGCAAUACCUCUACAACUCCUAAAUGGCCUCACAUCCUUAUCAAGAUCUUUGAACUUGUCCAGAAACCAAUUAACUGGUUCUCUUCCGAUGGAUGUUGGAAAGUUUAGCAGUUUAGGUAAACUAGACUUGUCUGAUAACAGGUUAUCAGGAAACCUUCCAAGUAGCCUUGGUAGUUGUGUGAGUUUAGAAGUCCUGCACUUGCAAGGCAACUUCUUCAAUGGGACCAUUCCAUCAUCUAUGAGUUCACUAGGAGGGAUUCAAGAUUUGGACCUUUCUCGCAAUAAUUUGUCAGGUGAAAUUCCACAGUUUUUAGAGGGCCUUCGCGGCUUGAAGAAUUUGAAUCUAUCUUUCAAUGAGUUUCGGGGAGCAGUACCAGUUGACGGAGUUUUCAAAAAUGCAACUGCAACUUCGGUUGUUGGAAACAGUAGGCUUUGCGGCGGUAUUGAGGAUCUCCGGCUUUCCAAAUGCAGCUCUAAAGGGACCAAGGGAAGAGGUUUGUCUCGUCGAUUCAAAUUAACUAUCUGUAUAGUAUGUGGGUUUCUCGGAAUAGCUAUGGUCCUGUCAUUAUUAUUUCUUCGUUCGCUAAGAAAGAAAAGAAAAUCAACUGCACAGAGUACUUUGGCUAAUUCUGUUUUGCAAGUGUCAUACAAUACUCUCUUAAAGGCUACCAAUGGGUUCUCUUCAACUAAUUUGAUUGGUGUGGGAAGCUUUGGGUCUGUGUACAAAGGAGUUCUUGACAAUGAUAGAGCUCAACUUGUUGCUGUGAAGGUUUUUAACCUGUUACGUCGAGGAGCUUCAAAGAGUUUCUUAGCCGAAUGUGAGGCAAUGAGAAACAUCAGGCAUCGAAAUCUUAUCAAAAUUAUAACUGCAUGUUCAAGUGUUGACUUUCACGGAAAUGAUUUCAAGGCUCUAGUUUAUGAAUUCAUGGGCAAUGGGAGCUUGGAGGAGUGGAUUCAUCCAACCGAUGGACCAGAAGAGGUAACUGAUGCAUCCAAGAAAUUGAGUCUUCUUCAGAGGCUAGACAUCGCCAUUGAUGUUUCUCAUGCAAUAGACUAUCUUCAUAAUCAUUGUGAACCACCAAUAGUUCAUUGUGAUCUCAAGCCGAGCAAUGUUCUUUUGGACAACGAGUUGCUUGGGCAUGUUUCUGACUUUGGACUUGCAAGAUUCCUCUCAAAACUAGCCAACAACGUCUCUACAAAUGAUCAAACAAGUUCCAUGGGAUUGAGAGGAUCAAUGGGUUAUGUUGCUCCAGAGUAUGGUAUGGGAAGUGAGGUUUCAACAAAUGGGGAUGUCUACAGCUUUGGCAUUCUCUUGUUAGAGAUGUUUACAGGGAAGAGACCCACUGACCGCAUGUUUAGUGACGGCUUGAACCUUCAUAAUUUUGUGAAGGCGAAUUUUGGUGGACGAGUUACAGAAGUUGCAGAUUCGAUACUUGUUCAAGAAGGUAUCACUACCAAUACCACCCCCAACCAAUUCAGCGCAAGAUCUGAAAAUGUGGAGGAGUGCUUAAGUUUGAUCCUUGGAAUUGGAGUCUCUUGUUCUGCUGAAUCCCCAAGAGACCGAAAAGAGAUAAGUGAUGUUGUAAACGAGUUGCAAUCUAUCAGGGCUAUCCUUCUUGGGUAGAAAUUUCUUCUUAACUUUUGUGUUUACUUCAAAGCCCUUCUUUUCUUUUUAACCUUCUUUUUUAAUUAUGUACCUCCCUUGAAGUGUUAUCGCUGCUAUAAAUAAAAGGUGAUGAAUGGCAAGUAAACAUUCACCAGUGAGUUUGCAUAUAA
Malus domestica (apple) is the source of this 3250-nucleotide messenger RNA. Its product is annotated as probable LRR receptor-like serine/threonine-protein kinase At3g47570. The record is from RefSeq and is a predicted model, not a curated record. NCBI's taxonomy places the organism in Eukaryota, Viridiplantae, Streptophyta, Magnoliopsida, Rosales, Rosaceae. Gene Ontology annotation, molecular function: protein kinase activity; ATP binding; protein binding. Gene Ontology annotation, biological process: protein phosphorylation.